AUGUCUCCUUCCAGAAGGAAUGCUCCCUCGCUGCCCUUGGGUCUGAUUCUCGCAGUUCUCUGCAUCGCAUCGGCAGUUUGCAGCGCUUCAAUUGAUGCUGCUCGGAUGGACCUUCAUCAACCGCCAAGUUCCGUCUUGACUCGAUCGCAAUCAAACCUCGGCACGGCCGAUAGACUCUUCUUGCCUAGGCACGGAGAUAAUGAGGAGGAACAUGAUGCCGAAGACGAAGAGCAUGGACACGACUUGCAUCACGAGAUGGCUGAGUCAAUGCAGAACAUGGAGAUGACAGACGACAGUCACGAGCACGAGCACGAGCACGAGCACAAGCACAAGCACAAUCACAAUCCUGAGCAGGAACACAACCACGAAACCUCUCAUUCGGCUACUCUCGGACAUUCCCACCACGACAUGGCGGCCACCGGCCUUUCGCCCUCAUCCAUCCCAGACGCUACUAUCGCCGGCUCGGAACUGCUCGAACUUCCAAUCUGGCACGCCCACAGGGGACACAGCCAUUCGCACACCGGCCCCGUUCUCGAGGAGCUCAACGAGACGCUUCUCUUCCGCGCACACGGUCCUGAUCCCCUCAGCUACAUCGAGUGGGACUUCGGCUAUGCUCUCGGCUCGGUCGCCGAGCUGCGUCGGUUCACAUCGGAUACAGACGUCUUGGCAGGCAAGCCAAAAAUGGGAGUCGUCGAUAAACGCUGGAGGAAAUUCUUGGAUGAAAAGGAUGCGGAGCAACGACAGGCGAUUGCUGCCGAUAUUGCAGCUCGUCUUUCAGCAUCGCAAGGCGAUGGGCCCAGUCGUCACCGCGGUCUGUUGAUGCUUCACGUCGUGACCGCCGUGAUCAGCUGCUUCCUGUUGCUUCCCAUGGCUCUCGUGCUCCGUGCUGCUCAUUCGAGCUUAGCACCAUUUGUCUCUCUGCUUUACUUGGUGUUGCUGGGCGGAUCCAUGUUAGUCUCCAUCGCCUACAAAGCACUCACGCCUCGUCUGUACCCGGAAAAUGCGCACGGCUCGAUGGGAUGGGCUAUCUUGUGCAUCUCUCUCAUCACCCUUGGCAGCGAUGUUUUCCGUCUGCUUGUCCAGAUCAGGUCUACUAUCACGUCGUUGACGUCGUCCAAACAAUCGAGCAGCAACGUGUGGCUUCCAACGGACAUUGGUGAAACCAACGGAGUGCACCGCUCUUGGAAGGAUGUUGGAGCAACUUUGCUUGGUCGCCAACAGCACCGUAUGCCGAACAGCGAGAGUUACGAUGCACUAGAAGAAGAGGCCAUGUUGUCCACCGAGGGGAGAGCGCAGAGCGAUUCGCUGAAUUUUGAUCUUGAAAAACAUUUGCAGCAUCGUCUGUCCUCGAGGCGUAGCCAGAGCAAUUCUCGCACUGGCUCUGGAUCUGGCUCUCCCCACCAUGUCCAUUUUGACGAUCGUGCAGAUGGCGCUCACAGUCGCCGCACGCUUGGUUCUAGCGUCGAAUCGCUCGCCGAGCCUGUGCCAUGGGUUGGCAGCGGCAGUACCGUAGUCAGCUGUAACGAUGAACAGCAUCGUCAUGGUACUCAAGCUGCGUAUGGCAACGUCAUGGUUGCUUCGCCCACUACUACCGUUUGCAACACGCCGCGCAACUCGAUGAUUGGUGGCGAAUCGGCGCUGCUCUCUCCACUCAAUCUCAAACCGAUCUCGCCUUGGAACAUACAGACACACCAAGCCCAGAAGCCCUCGCCCCGUGAUGCGCCCAAUGACAUGCUGGCAGCAGCUUAUUCGCCUACCAAAGCACGUUCAAGCCGGCUGGACAUUUUCCGUACGAUUGUUCGUUACACUCGUGUCGUUGCCGCUCGUUCGCUGCCCGUUUUAGCAUUUGCGACAUCCUACACGGGUCUAGCUGUCUACACGGGCUCGUGUCGUGGUGGCUACAAGAAUGUGUGCCUGGCACACGGCAUCAAGGGCGGCAUCUUUUUCUGGUUUGGAUUGCUGACGUUCGGACGAUACCUCGGAGCCUACGCGGACUGCGGAUGGGCAUGGAACAAGCGACCUAGUGUACAAGCAGCGAGGAGCACGAGCCGUAGCCAGUCUGCGUGGCGACGCAGCAUGCCUAGCGCCGAGUUUGUCGAGUGCCUGGUCAUCUUCAUCUACGGCGUCAGCAACACUUGGAUGGAGCGCUUUGGUGCUGCUCCUGGUGAUCCGUACACGAUCAAGCAGAUCCAGCACAUCUCAAUCGCUGUCAUGUUCUGGUUUGCCGGCCUGAUGGGAAUGCUGCUCGAGACAAAGUGGAUUCGCAACAUGCUCUCGUUUCCGAUCGCUUACAACCAUGUAGCGGCCGUCCCUCUGCGUGAGGUUCGACAUCGGUAUCGCCACAGUACUGGUACCCGCAAUGAAGGAGCCGAUGCUGACUUAGAUUUGUUGUUGGAUGCGCAGACGCAGCCAGCAUCCUACUCGGCUUCUUUCAAUCCAUUCCCCGCGCUCGUUAUUGGCAUUACGGGCGUAGCUAUGGCAGCGCACCACCAGGACUACCAGUACGAGGUCGCGAUCCAUAUGCUGUGGGGCCAGCUUCUAGCCGGUUUCGCUUUGCUGCGAUGCCUCACUUACUUUUUGCUGUGGCUGCGACCACCAACAGCAUCGGUUUUACCCUCUCGUCCGCCCACUGAGGCUCUGGCUGCAUUUUCCCUGUGUUGCGGCGGCCUGGUGUUUAUGCUGAGCAGCGAGGAAGUCUCGUUUGCAGCGAUGCGCAGCGGCUACGGCGACUUUAUGGCGAUUCUCAACGUAGCUGUGGCUGUAGUCGCACUGCUGUUUUGCUGGACGACGGUGCUCAUGAUGCUCAAGGGUUGGGCGGUGCGUCGCGAGGUGAAGCGUACUACGGAAGAACAGCAAGACGAACAGUUUGUCAGCGAGGAGCGAGCGCCAAGACACAUGCGCGCCAAGGCCGUCUCGAAACACGACGAGCCUGUUGCGGAGGCUGAAGCCGUGUUUGUGCUCGACGAUGACGACGAUGUUGAUAACAAGGACGACAGCGAACAAGCGUCGGUCGGCCGCCACAUUUCCGUAUAA
This is a messenger RNA of Mycosarcoma maydis (corn smut), 3033 nucleotides long. RefSeq lists its product as uncharacterized. The record is from RefSeq and is a predicted model, not a curated record. Lineage: Eukaryota; Fungi; Basidiomycota; Ustilaginomycetes; Ustilaginales. The transcript has a single exon. The coding region runs from base 1 to 3033 and encodes 1010 amino acids.